UAUGCGUGAAUACGACAUAAAUGUUAACGGAGUUGUCAACGGCAACCACUUGUCCGAUGGCGAAGAAGCCGAAACUUUUCUGUUUAGUUCAGAAUCGGUAGGAGAAGGACAUCCGGAUAAAUUAUGCGACCAAUUAAGUGACGCUAUACUGGACGCUCACUUGAAACAGGACCCGAACUCACGGGUUGCCUGCGAAACGGCCACCAAAUCGGGACAGAUUGUAAUUUUGGGUGAAAUUACGUCAAACGCUGAAGUGGACAUCGAAACAGUGGUCAGAGACACUGUCAAACAAAUUGGUUACGACAAUGAAAGUAAAGGUUUGGAUUACCGUACGUGCGGUAUAACAAUCCUAUUGGACAAACAGGCAGAGGAGAUAGCCUCAGGCGUACACAUUAAUCGGUCGAUUGAGAACAUCGGCGCCGGUGACCAGGGCUUGAUGUUUGGUUAUGCCACCGAUGAGACCGAUGAGUCUAUGCCAUUGACAGUCGAGUUAUCGCAUAAACUAAACGAAAAACUUAGCGAACUUCGUCGUAACGGUACGUUUCCGUGGGCCCGACCCGACUGCAAGACACAGGUGACCUGCGAGUACUAUUUCGACAAUGGCCGGGCAGUGCCCACCCGGGUUCACACAGUUGUGGUCAGUACACAACACUCGGAGGACAUAGCUUUGGAAAAACUAAGACAAGAGAUACUCGAGAAAGUAAUCCUUGAAGUGAUUCCCAGUCAAUAUUUGGACGCAAAAACUGUUUUCCAUAUCAAUCCGUGCGGCAGUUUUAUUGUCGGCGGCCCGGGAGCCGAUGCCGGACUAACUGGUCGUAAAAUAAUUGUCGAUACCUAUGGCGGAUGGGGCGGUCACGGAGGCGGAGCUUUUUCCGGUAAAGAUGCGACAAAAGUUGACCGAUCGGCGGCCUAUGCGGCCCGUUGGGUGGCCAAGUCGUUGGUAUACUCGGGUCUAUGCAAACGAUGUCUCGUACAGGUUUCAUAUGCUAUCGGUAUUGCCGAACCCAUAUCGAUAACUGUGUUUGAUUUUGGUACAUCCACCAAAUCGCAACGUCAAUUAGUUGAAAUUGUCAAAAAUAAUUUUGAUUUACGACCAGGGUUUAUUAUUAGGGAUCUGGAGCUGAAUAAACCUAUUUACCAGAGCACCAGUCGUUACGGCCAUUUUGGUCGCAAAGGUUUUACUUGGGAAGUACCGAAACGAUUGGUUUUUUGACAAAUUAUGUUACGACACAUGUAUUUCAUUCAACUAAUAAUAAUAGUAGAAAAUAAUGUGUCAAAUAUUAUAAGCAAAUGUUAUGAAAAAUUAUUAUACGAUUUGUUUGAUUUCAAAAAUAUCAAU
Messenger RNA from Oppia nitens, 1339 nucleotides. RefSeq names its product S-adenosylmethionine synthase-like. The record is from RefSeq and is a predicted model, not a curated record. Gene Ontology annotation, molecular function: methionine adenosyltransferase activity; ATP binding. Gene Ontology annotation, biological process: S-adenosylmethionine biosynthetic process. NCBI's taxonomy places the organism in Eukaryota, Metazoa, Arthropoda, Arachnida, Sarcoptiformes, Oppiidae. Gene Ontology annotation, cellular component: cytosol. The transcript has 5 exons. The coding region runs from base 2 to 1213 and encodes 403 amino acids.